This is a messenger RNA of Juglans microcarpa x Juglans regia, 1371 nucleotides long. RefSeq names its product stemmadenine O-acetyltransferase-like. The record is from RefSeq and is a predicted model, not a curated record. The transcript has a single exon. Bases 1 to 1371 code for a protein of 456 amino acids. Lineage: Eukaryota; Viridiplantae; Streptophyta; Magnoliopsida; Fagales; Juglandaceae.
AUGGAGGUUGAAAUUACUUCAAAGGAAUGCAUCAAACCCUCUUCUCCAACACCCCCUAACUUGAAAACCCAAAAGCUUUCCCUCUUGGACCAGUUGAUGCCUGCAGUCUAUUAUCCCACGAUCCUCUUUUACCCCAUGAAUCAAAGCACAGGUUGUGCUUGCUCUGAUGAUGUCGAGUACUCUCAAAGAUCUCAAUUACUAAAGCAAUCUUUAUCAGAAACCUUGACUCGCUUUUACCCAUUUGCUGGAAAAGUCAAAGAUCAUCUCUCUAUUGAUUGUAAUGAUGAGGGGGCUUACUAUUCAGAAGCAUGUGUAAAUUGUAGUCUUGUUGAUUGCCUUGAUCAGCCUGAUCUCUCAUCCUUUGUUAAAUUUGUUCCCCUAGACUCCACUUCUUAUAGGCCAACUACAGGAGAUCAUGUGGCUAUGAUACAAGUGAACAGGUUUGCCUGCGGUGGUAUUGCUAUUGGUAUUCUUGUAUGCCACAUGAUUGUGGAUGGAAAUACCUUAAGCGUCUUUCUCAAAGAUUGGGCUGCCAUGGCUUGUAAGGUUGAUGAGGCUACAUGUCCUAAUUUUGAUGCCCAGACAAUUUUCAUACAAAACGAAGCAUUUUCUUCUGCAAAAACUGCUUUCUCCAAUCCUUUUGUCAGAUCAAGCACUAGGCGUGCAGUUACAAGGAGAAUUGUAUUUGAUGCGUCAGCUAUUGCAUCACUUAAGGCCAAAGCAACUAGCUUAAGUGUACAAAAUCCCUCGAGAGUUGAGGUAGUCUCCGCACCCCUAGGUAAAUGCACCAUGGCUGCCUUCAAGGCCACAUCCGGCAUGCAGAGGCCAGCUUUUAUUUCUCAUGCAGUGAACUUGCGCCGAAGGGCAGUUCCACCAUUCUCCGAAUCUUCUAUGGGGAACUUCGUUUGGACAGUAGGUGCAUUGUGCAGCAUGGAUGAUGAUGAGGAGAUCGACCUACCAUCCAUGGGAAGGAAGCUCAGAGAAGCAAUAACGAAGAUCAAUGGUGACUUUGUGAAAAACCUACAAGGUGAUGACGGAUUUCCAAAUCUUAGUGAGAUUAUGAACUUCAAACAUAUAGCAUUCUCCAAUGCAGCAAGCACUUGUGAGAUGGAUCAUGUAGCUUUUACCAGUUGGUGUAACUUUGGUCUCUACGACAUUGAUUUUGGGUGGGGAAAGCCGAUGUGGAUAAGCCAUAGUGGUACAAGCGAUGACAAAGAGAGCUGGAUCCCAAAUGUGAUAUUGCUAAUGGACACAAAAUCCGGCGGUGGAAUAGAAGCAUGGGUGUGGUUGGAUAAAAAAGACAUGCUCAUGUUAGCACAAGACAACGAACUCCUUGCUUUCGCUUCCUUGGAUCCUAGCCCUUUAAACUAG